AUGUUUCAGUGUGAAAAGGAGAGAGUGGCAUCUCGGGCUGCAGAGGACAAACCCCAUGAUUCCAGACACCAGUAUCGUGGACCCCUUCCCCAUACACACACCAAACCCUGCGCACCGUCUGCAGAAGGCCAGCGUGCCAAAGUUGCGGUCGAUGGUGGCCAGGAGGGCCUUGGCGCGGGGCAGGCGCAGGGGUACGUGGCCCACCUCGAAGUUCUUCAUGUAGUGGCUGACCUCCAGGUCCUCGCGCACGUAGCCCUUGCCCGUGGAGCCAAAGGUCUCGAUGGCGAAGAACUCGCCCUCCUCCAUGCGAGUGGCCUCGCCGCCCUUAACGAUGGGCACGCUCUUGCCGCCGUGGAUGCGGUAGGGCGAGAUGCUGUGCCCGUUCAGGUUGCGCACCGCGCGAACGGGGAAGGUGCGGCCGUCCAGCUCCACCUCGUACGACUCCAUGACCUCCUGCACCUCCGCGCCGAUGUCGCAGAGCCUGACGUCCACGCCCGCGGCGCGGAUGCCGGCGUCGGUGGCCGCGCGCACCGCGUCGAGCAGCGGCGCGUAACGCGGGUUGUGCGCCACGGUGAAGGCGCAGUCGAUGAUGCGGCCGUUGAUCUGCGUGCCAAAGUCCACCUUCAUCACGUCGUCGUAUCCCAGCACCGUCUUGUCCCCGGCGUUGGGGGUGUAGUGCGCCGCCACAUGGUUCAGGGAGCAGCCGGUGGGGAAGGCGAUGCCCGCCGCCAGGCCCCGCUCCUCGAUCAUCAGCCGCACUGGGGGUCGAUUGGUGUGGAGGAAGGGGUGGGUGGGUGA
Auxenochlorella protothecoides is the source of this 798-nucleotide messenger RNA. RefSeq lists its product as hypothetical. The record is from RefSeq and is a predicted model, not a curated record. The transcript has a single exon. Lineage: Eukaryota; Viridiplantae; Chlorophyta; Trebouxiophyceae; Chlorellales; Chlorellaceae. Bases 1 to 798 code for a protein of 265 amino acids.